Messenger RNA from Effrenium voratum, 1107 nucleotides. Lineage: Eukaryota; Dinophyceae; Suessiales; Symbiodiniaceae. The record is from the annotation of a GenBank genome assembly.
AUGAGCUUUCAAGGAAAGAGCAAGCAAGGCUGCUGUUUGUGUCACUUGUUUGUUUGCUGGCAGAAAGGCAAGCAGAAAUUGUGGCACUGGCAGGUGAGCAAAUUGGUCAGCCUCAAGACGUUCUGUGAUGAUCCCGCCAACAACAAAAAGGGCAUCAAGUUCAAGAGCCAGAGUGAACGCAAGCGGUUUGUGAAGGAGACGCUGGGUCUAAAGGUGGUGGUGGACCCACGAACUAACGAGCCAGCUGUUCCAGUGCAUGACCACUCCCUCAUGCUGGUCGGCCACCGCAAGUCAGCAAAGCGCACCCGGGAAGAGACGGCUGAGGACAAGGGAGCUGCCAAGGAAUCGUUUACCAAGGCCAAAGCCGGCUUGGACGUGAAGGUCAACACCAAGGACCGGUGCUCUGACAGCGGCAGCUCUGCUAGCAGCAAGAGCUCGGGGAACUCCUCCAAGUCCUCAUUUGGCAUGCGGUCUGACUCGGAGGAGGGCAAGAAAAAGGGCAAGCGCAAGGCAGCCGGCAAGCUUUCCUCAGCGAAAAAGAAAGCGAAGGGCCAGCAAGAAAAGCUGCCGGCACCAGGGUCUCUUCCCACUGCCAAGCGCAAGCAGGGAAAGCAGAAGGACACGGGCGCUAACACGGUGUGCUUGGCAAGGAAGCAGCUGGAGUUGCUUCAGGAGCUCACAGCCUCUGUUGUGUGGAAGAGUGUCAUCCGGGCGUCGGAGCUGGACAGGAGGUUGGCAAAGGGCCAGAGCACUGUGGACGAGCUUGAGGGGUUGCAGUCGAACCCUCGCGCAGAUGAGGAGACGAAGAAGCUUGCUGAGGAGAUGCAGACCAAGAUCUUCACCUUGUGCCAGGAGGCAGCGUCAGUUAAGGAGAUCUCCCGGGUCAUUCGCCAAAGCUCCCCUGCCGACCUUGCCGAGGAUGUGCGGUGUGGAGGCAAUCUCCGAGAGAAUUUCCUUCGGUGCAGCCCCGGCAUUUUGGUUGACCACCAGACCUUGACAGAGAUGUUGCAGGCCAUAGCCAAGAAGCUGGCAGAGGCAGUUUGGCUGAUGAGGCAAGUUCCCCUAGCGUUCAAACUAGUGUGGGUGCAAUGUUGGUUUGUUGUUUAG